AUGUCAAUGGCUGGCCAUUUAUCCACCGACCAAAUAGCCGAGGCUAAGGAAGCGUUCUCGAUGUUCGAUAGAGAAUCUGAGGGAGAGAUUCCUGUGGAGGAGCUUUCGACGGUGUUGAGGUCUCUGGGAUAUAACUGCACAGCUGCGACACUCCAACAGAUGAUUAUUGACGCCGAUCCUGAGGAGACCGGAAAGGUCCGUUCGUUACCUUCACUACGCCACGAAAUUAUGGUCGCUGUUCAGAUUUCGGAAAACACUUUUCUCCGUCAAGUUUCUCGAGCUGAGCACGAGUCAAUUCAAAGCUCGGCGACGGCCGCUCAACUGGAGGGACUUCGGGACGGUACUCGCUUUUUCUUCGAUGGCAAAUCUCCGGGAGAUAUCAUCAAGUUGAAUGAGAUGGGAGACGACUCCAUACCGAGCGACGGCCUUUUAUAUGUGUUGAAAAACAUUGGAGAGAAGCUCAGUGAUGAGGAGGCAGCUGAGCUCGGUCGGGAGAUCCGUCAGCAGGAACAGCAGCAGGCUAAGUUGGAGCAGUCUACGGCGAAACGAAAUUCAGCGAUGCAAGGCAGCGUUCAUUUCAAAGAUGUCCUCAAGGCUCUCGGUGUGGCACCUAAGGCGCCGGCCAAGGCCGCUGAAUCAGCUGCAGUAUAA
Perkinsus marinus ATCC 50983 is the source of this 651-nucleotide messenger RNA. Its product is annotated as Squidulin, putative. Bases 1 to 651 code for a protein of 216 amino acids. The transcript has 4 exons. Gene Ontology annotation, molecular function: calcium ion binding. The record is from RefSeq and is a predicted model, not a curated record. Lineage: Eukaryota; Perkinsozoa; Perkinsida; Perkinsidae. Gene Ontology annotation, cellular component: myosin II complex.